Labrus bergylta (ballan wrasse) is the source of this 516-nucleotide messenger RNA. It is a transcript of the gene ndufa7, whose product is annotated as NADH:ubiquinone oxidoreductase subunit A7. The record is from RefSeq and is a predicted model, not a curated record. Gene Ontology annotation, biological process: ATP synthesis coupled electron transport; mitochondrial electron transport, NADH to ubiquinone. Lineage: Eukaryota; Metazoa; Chordata; Actinopteri; Labriformes; Labridae. Gene Ontology annotation, cellular component: mitochondrial inner membrane.
UUUAUUUAACAUAGUAGAAGAAGAAGAACUCGUGUCCUUCACGACCACAACAGCAAUCAUGGCGACUGCUACCAAAAUCAUUCAGCGGCUUCGAAAUUUAUUAUCUGGGCAUGACCUGCAAGCCAAACUGCAGCUGAGAUAUGAGGAGGUUGCAAAGAGGACACAGCCACCUCCCAAACUACCUGUAGGACCGAGCCACAAGUAUGCCAACAACUACUACUUCACCAGAGAUGGACGUAGAGAGUCUGUACCUGCUACUGUCGUUAUGUCUUCACAGAAGGCUCUUCCAGCUAGCAGUCAAGUAGUUGAAGCCCCAAAGCCUCCAGUGACCCCGGGUGCUGUGUACAAGGAGCCUUCUCUCUCCACAGACCAACCAUACCUUUAAGCUGCAGGAUUAUCCCAUUCAGCACCAACAACUUCAUUUAUCCACCAAACCUGCUCCAGCGGCCUGACCACUGCAUGAAUUGGUUGUAUCCUGUAUAAUACCAAGUGUGAAUAAAAUAUGUUCUAUUUAAA